This is a messenger RNA of Linepithema humile (Argentine ant), 2341 nucleotides long. It is a transcript of the gene thoc5, whose product is annotated as THO complex 5. NCBI's taxonomy places the organism in Eukaryota, Metazoa, Arthropoda, Insecta, Hymenoptera, Formicidae. Gene Ontology annotation, cellular component: THO complex part of transcription export complex. The record is from RefSeq and is a predicted model, not a curated record. Gene Ontology annotation, biological process: positive regulation of DNA-templated transcription, elongation; mRNA export from nucleus. Gene Ontology annotation, molecular function: mRNA binding.
AGUAGUCGUGUAUGAAUAACCUUACCGGCUGGCAACAUACAAUAACACUACUGAUUUGUCGCAGUUGACUGUAAAUUCAAUUAUUUUCAACACGAUUGCAAUUGACGAAAUGGGUAAGGAGAGUGAAUCGGAUGGUACGAAGAAGAGAAGAAAGUCUGUGAACACAAGCGGUGGAACAUCGGUGAAAGAUGGAGACAUGUACAAGACUAUAAUCAGUUAUGAAGAGAAGGAAGCUCUAGAAAGAUUGCCUGAGGAUGAUUCUGAAUGUUUUUUGGAGACAUGUGACAAUAUUAGAACAGCGAUGACAAAGAUAGCUAAAUUGAAGUCCAGUGGAGAUCCAAAUGUUAAAGAUGAGAUUCGUGAGCUGCAGAUACAGACAUCCCUAGCUUUUAUAGAAUUGAAAAAACUAAAUCGCAUGGAAAAGUUUCGUACAAAGUUUGCGCGUGAUUCUCUUGUAGCUGCAAAGAGCGGUGUGGAUAGCAGACAUUUACAUUUACAAAACUUGCUCUAUGAAGUGAUGCAUUUGAAGAAAGAAGUUAUUAAGUGUCUUCAGUUUAAAUCCAAGGAUGAAUUGAUAGAACUUGUUUCAGAAAUAGAAUUUUAUAAAGAGGCUCCAGAAAGCAUUUCAAGACCUGAAACAACACAGAACAAUCCUCAUCAACUGAGACUGGCUCGUUUGGAAUGGGAAUUGACACAAAGAAAGCAAUUGGCAGCAUUGUGCGAUGAAUUAACAGACAGUAAAAAGGGAGUGGCAUCCAGUAUCGAAACGAAACAGACUCGCUUGGAUAAUCUCAUGCCACAACUACGUUCUAUAUUGGAGGCGAGCAAACCGCUACAAGAGAGUCUCGGAUUGCCAUUAGAUAAAAUUCGCCAGGAACACCAAAGAGCAUCGUUGCUUGCAUCACCGCUCUAUGUAUUAUAUGCGAAGGCAUCUGCUUACAGAGACGCUUAUGACAACACUUUGCUGGUCAAAGUGGAAGGUGACGAGGAUGAAGCAAAACGCACAAACAAUCAGGAUGGUAUGCAAGAGUCUGAUUCAGAUCCUGAGACUCAGCAGGAGAAUCUUGUGGAGGAAACACUUGUGCACAAGAAGAGACAUCACAGAUUAUCCCGAGAAGCCAGGCAGGAGGAGAAGCGGUUGAAACUGCUACAACGACAUCCGUUGCACGUGACGAUUGUAAUUACAUUAAAAAAUGAGACGAGGUUAACUCUUCAUUUUUAUUAUACGAUCCAUUUAAAAGUUGUUACGGUGGAAUCAAAACUUGAAACGGAAGACUUGGGAGGCAUCAGUGCUGGAGAUAUGCUAGUGUCCGAGUCGGUUCUUCGCGAAUUGUACCCGCGAGAUCUAGGAUUGGAGAGUCCAAAUCCAGCAAAUCAGUAUCAACUGUCACGGCAUAAUUUGAGCUCUUUUUCAUCUCUGGGAUUAGGCAUUCCCUACAGAUGGGCACAGAGAAUGGCUGGUUUGCAUUUCGUUUCAUCUGACGUGAGCGAACAAAAGCUCACUAGUCAAGAAUUGGCACAAGAUUGUGUGGAGAGCGUGUUAAAAGAAAUUAAGCGGCGCAUCAAAGCAAGAUUGGAUCUGUGUACGGAAAUACGACAGUUGGAGUCCGGCAACUUGCCGAUCCUCAUUAGCACGACAGACCCGGUGCCGCAAAAGAUCUCUACGUCGUUGCAUCGAUUUACAACCAUGACGUGGAAAACGUAUUCGAAUUACGUUAGUUCGCCGGCAUUUUGCCAGCGGGGAUUAGUGUCGUCUGUAGACAUCUUCUACGAGGCUGUACUUCGUCGCGGCAGUAGCGAACUCGUGGCAAGGAUUGCCAUCAAGCCGGAUUACCCGAAGAUAACGCCAGUAUUUAGCGUGAACAUCAGUCCGAUGGUUCCGGCGUCUGCUGAUAUCAUUCGAGACAUCGAGAGAGAGAUCAACGUGAUGUGGACGAAAUCGCCGACGUUGACGGCGCAGAUACAACGGCUGCGAGCGUGCUUCGAUAUUUAUCUGGAGACUGAGAGCAUGGCGCCGAAGGAAAAAAUAUUUUUUCAUCCUGUGAGAGGACGGACUCGCGCUCGACCAUACAAAUACUUAUCGCUAGGAGGAGGCAUAUUCACUCACCGUUGAAUAAAUUAUUCGACCUUCCAACGCGUCAGAUAUUCUUCUGCAUCGUCAGAGGCCUGUUGUCGAUCUUCUCCACGGACACCGGCCGCUCCUUCGUCGUCGGUAUGAAGCUCUGAGUGCGUCUAAUCCUCUCGCCUCCUCUCAGAGGACGCGUUACGAUUUGCGUUUCCAGCAGAAGUUGAGCCUCCUCGGCGCGCUUCACCUUUUCGCGCGCAGCGCGCAGCUCGGCGU